Messenger RNA from Hydatigera taeniaeformis, 291 nucleotides. NCBI's taxonomy places the organism in Eukaryota, Metazoa, Platyhelminthes, Cestoda, Cyclophyllidea, Taeniidae. The record is from the annotation of a GenBank genome assembly.
AUUGGAGUGUGUAAGUAUAUUUAUGACCGUCAUACUGCCAUCCCUACUCAGUCUCCGCCUCCUCCUCACCCACCACCUCUAUUGACCCUUCUUUCUGUGUCAGUCUACUUCGAGUUUUAUACCAGUAAUGACCAUUUUCAUUUAUUCCCACUUUAUAUUAUUACCUAUAUCUAUUACCUCGAUAUGAUACCUUUAUGUAUGCCUAUGUAUGGUAGUGCACGUAUGUGUGUGCUAUUUGAGAGCCACGGACACAUACACAGACAACACAUGUCCAUGAAUCAUUUUUCAUGA